Pocillopora verrucosa is the source of this 1546-nucleotide messenger RNA. RefSeq lists its product as uncharacterized. The record is from RefSeq and is a predicted model, not a curated record. NCBI's taxonomy places the organism in Eukaryota, Metazoa, Cnidaria, Anthozoa, Scleractinia, Pocilloporidae.
AUGUCUUCCGAGUGUAUCUCUUGUCAGAAACUUGUCCGAGCGCGUCAACAAGGACUUCAAUGCCACGGCUGCAACAGGUGGCAACAUCGCGUCUGUGGAACUGGAAUCAGCUUAGCUGAUUAUCGUGAAGCCCUCCUGACUGAUUCACCUAUCGACUGGCGCUGCGCAGAGUGUAUGUCAGAGUCCCUCCUCCCCGUGGCGGAAAGCACUCCUGUGGACUUCGUCGCCAACUCCGUCCUCGAGUCAGACAUCGACGAGCCUACUGCUGACGAGCCAGUUCCGGAUUCCGUGGCCGCUGAUUCUUCCGAUUCUGACGUCCUCGCAGACGUCGGCGCAGCAGUCUCAGCCACUAUCUCACCCAAAGUCAAAGCGAUCGCCGCCGAGAACAUCUUCCGACCAGCGUCGAGUAUCGACGAGGAGAUACUUCUACAAGAGCUGACUGAUGCUCCCUGCCCGAGUCUACCCAAACCUGAAUACAUCGCCAGGACUGCCAACCGGUUCCACCAACGCCUGAGGCCAAAAGACCCAACAGACUUAGCCUUCGGGUUAGAGCACGACCACCUCCCGGCUGGCUUCUUCCGCGCCGAUGUUCAAGUACAUGGCCGUCGCCACUUGAUGUUUGCCACAGAACAGCAACUACAGUACCUCGCCCGAGCAAAGAACUGGUACGUGGACGGCACCUUCAAACUCUGCAGACCUCCCUUCACCCAGCUCCUCACCGUGAACGCCUUCGUAAAACAGGAUGAUCACGCCAAGCAGGUGCCCCUCCUGUUCGUCGUAAUGUCGGGGAAGAACAAGAAGGACUACCGAAAGGUCUUCAAACAGCUGCUCGAGAUACUUCCAACAGCGCCUGCAGUGAAGCGGAUAACCCUCGACUUCGAGAAACUGAGAAACCGGUUUCCUGAUGUCAAGCUGCAGGGAUGCGCAUUCCACUGGACGCAAGCUCUGUGGAAAAAGGUUCAGGCGCUUGGGCUGACAAACAGUUAUUACAACGACAGAGGCACCUACACUUACAUCCGUAAGAUGAUGGCACUUCCGUUCCUGCUCGAGGGAGAGAUCCUGACCGAGUUUCAGCGUCUUCAACGCCAGGCAGAGUCCCCGGCCUUAGCAGAGUUCGCCGAGUAUGUCAACAGUACCUGGAUCAGCAACGCGACAUGGAGCCCUGCCGACUGGACAGUCUUCAAACAAGCAGUACGAACGAACAACGACCUCGAAGGCUGGCACCACGGGAUCAACCGUCAAGCGGCUUGCAAGUCACAACUCCCACUUUACGUCCUGAUCAAGCUGCUACACCAGGAGGCCCAGCUGACAGCUAUCCAGAUCCGUUUGGUAUCAGAGAAAAAACUUCGAAGGAUCCAGCGCCGCAAAUACAGAGACCUGCAGGCAAAAAUCUUCGAUCUCUGGGAGCAAUAUGACAACAACGAGAGGUCCGCCAGACAGCUACUGAAAGCCUGUUCUUUCCUGAACGGUCCUGUUUAAAGAGCAGCAGACACCACAACCAUCACAAACAAAAGGCUCCUUUAGGAGCCACCAAAUAAAAUAAAAG